CACCACGUGGACACAGCCGUCGUCGCACGCCUUAUCUUAAGUGGAGGAGCCAUGGAAGAGGGAGGAGAGCGCAGAGGGACUCUGGUAGACGACAUGGUGGCGCUAAUGUCGUCCGGGCAUGCUGCUGACAUCACCAUCAUGGUGGACGGCUUCUGGCUGCCGGCACACAGAGCUGUGCUGACGGCGCGCAGCACUGUGUUCGCCGCCAUUUUCCGAGAGCAGGUGCUGGAAGUUACUGGCGGCAGCAUCACUGCCAUCGACAUGAGCCACGAGGUGCUGGGACAGCUCCUGCAGUUCAUGUACAGCGACGAAGCGCCCCUGCUGGAAUGUGUCGCCGCAGAGCUGCUCGCAGUUGCCGACAAAUACUGCGUGUCCCUGCUGAAGCAGCAGUGCGAGGAGCAGAUGAUUUUCGGACUGACCGUGGAUAAUGCUGCAGACAGCGCCGUCCUCGCCUUUGAACAUAUGUGCCCUAUGCUGAAGGCGGCGGCCGUCAACUUCAUCAGUUCGCACUACAAAGAAGUUAUGGCUACAGAGGGGUGGACGAACGCACUGCGACACCACACUGAAGUCAGUGUGGAGAUAUGUCGUUUGCUGGGGGACGCUAAAACUCUAGAGGCAGAAUGCGAGACUGAAGAACCAGCAGAGGGGGAAGAUGCCAAGGGCAGGCUGGCGGGCGACCUGCUGGCUCUGCUGGCAUCUGGCAUGUGCAGUGACGUCACGCUCAUGGUGGGCGGGAUCGCGGUGGCGGCUCACAGGGCGGUGUUGGCGGCUCGCAGCCCCGUCCUCGCCGACAAGCUCACCGACCUCCCGGGCGGCAUCCUGCACGUAGCCGGGGCGCGCGAACAGGAGGUGCGCCAGGCGCUGCGCUACAUGUACAGCGACCAGCUGCCGCCCCCGGCGAGCAUCACCGUUGAGCUCCUGGCACUCGCCGACGACUACGGGCUGCGUGUGCUGAAGGAAUACUGUGAAAAGCACUUGGCAGACGAAAUCACUGCUGACAACGCAGUGUCCAUGGCCAUCGUCGCCAUGAAACGCUCCUGCACCUCGUUAAAGGACGCCAGUCUCGAUUUUAUCGGGGACAACAUCUUCGAGGUAAUGGACACGGCCGGUUGGGCUACAGCGAUACACAGUGAGCCGGAGGCUGUCGUGGAAAUAAGCAAAAUCGUGUCAGCGGCACAAAGAUUACAGCUGGAAAGUUGUGGAGAAGAUAGUAGUGAAGACUGAGAUAAAAAAGGUACUCUCUACAGCUAAAGUCAGUAACAACCCAGAAGGGGCAGCUUCAACAAACAGAAGUAGUCCAAGGGGAAAGCCAUCAAGCUGAUGGGUCAGGAUGUGCAGAAAGUCAUUGGAGUCACCUGGCAGAGGACAGAUGAAGAACACUCUAGCUGGGAACAACUGAUAAAAAUGUACUUCGACAUGUGAUAUGAAAAGACCCAAUCAUUUUGUAGGACAAAUGACUGCUGAUCAUUAUGAGAAAUCUUCAUUAUCAGUGUGACAUCCAUUUCUGAGUGAAGGACUCUUCCUGAUUUACCUAUGUUUUCCGAUUUUCAGCUGUGUGUUUCCAUUAGACCAUUGUCUGGGUCUUUUGAUAUCUUUUGGAAUAAAUAUAAUUUCCUUGUUUCAUCUGCCAUCCAUCACACAUAAUCGAUUGUUAGUAUUAAAAAUUCAAUUUAUUGAACCAAAAGUACCUUACUGUUCAUUUACUUUCUGCAUAGCUUGUCACUGCCUUCAACUGAGAUAAGAACAAAUACUUAUCAACUGAUUGAAUGAAAUCAUUUUUAAUUUAUACAAAUUUAUGUUUGAGGUUCUAGUUGUAUGAUAUUCUAGUAUAAUAAUGAAAUUUCUGUUCAUCAUUCAAUUCAAUUAAGCUUACCUGUUGAUUGUUGAAACAGACAUGCAUUCGAAGCAAACAGUAUAAUAUACUACACAAGCUGUAGAUUGUUCAAGCAGUCAUCAGUAACUUUUAAUUUCUCUUUUCCAUCCAAAUUAAACAAUGUGAAAUUCCCCCUAGUGCUGUCAAGUUUAGCUUUGGUGAUACGACAUCUCCUUUUCUGUCUCCUCUUUCAGUUUCGAAUUUCCUUUUAUACGGAUGAAAUUCGAGGUGUGACACUAACAUAAUGGGACUGAUACUGUAAUACAUUUUAUUUAAAAAACAUACAUGUGUAGUGAUUGUCACCCUUAACAUUCUCUUCUCCUCUAUCCCUACAAUGCUCCUUGUGAAUGUUCCAUCAAUGUAAACAGUGGUGUAAGUCUUUCGCUAUGAGCUCCAGACUGAAAUAUUGUUCCUUUUAAAGCAGAUUUGACCUUGGGAAAUAGAUAAGUCACAUGGUGCUAGGUCAGACGAAUAAGGUAGCUAAUCUAACACUGAGAUGCUGGCUUUGCUAGAAACCUCUUUCAGCCAGUGUAUUGUCUUGCUGUAGAACCCAUGACUUCUUCUUCCACAGUUUAGUUCAUUCUGUUAUUUCCUGUUGGAGUUGAGCAAGUACUGCAAGGUAGUAAUGUUGAUUAAUAGUGGGGAUAUACAGUUCUAUGAAUAAUGUAAAACAAGGCAAGCAUUAUCACUUUGACUUUUGAUUUACUAACUGGAACUUCUUUCACUUUCAGUGAAGUUGGCCCUUCCACUGUAUGGAGUGGCGCUUAAUUUCUGUAAGUCAAAAACCAACAUUUGUCACAUGUUUUCACCCUUUCCAAGAAAUUAGGACAUAUUCAGUGGUACUCAGGUUGCCAGUACAAACAUUUUCACAAACUUCUUUUUGUUCAUCAUGAGAAUCUUUGCCACUAGUUUUGCUUAACCUUUUCUUACGUUAAAUUGGAUAUGAAAAAUAUGUGUUAGGUAUUCAUCAACAAUUACUACAGUUCCAGAAAUCGAUCGAAUACUCAAGCAAUGGUCAUAUCAACUCAUAUUGCUUACGUUUUGAUAUCUGCAUCCGUUUUUGAUAGUGACAGGUGUCCUGGUUGUGAGACAUCUUCAAAGUCUUAGAAACAAUUGAAUCACUCAAAAACUCAUGUACAUCAGAAACAGUGUUAGCCUCAUACUUCUUUUAGUGAAAGAUACGUUGCAACAGCUGUUUUUCCAAGUUACAUGUGAAACUUCAGAGCAAUUAGUAGCUCUAUUAUUACAAUUGUCAUAUUUCUGGCAAAACAAAAUAACAGCUCUUACACAAACAAAGGCAAUGGCUAUGCACAUUGUCUGCAGACAUUAGAGAUAAUGUAUUCGACUUAGACACUGUCUUGCUUAAUAGCUACUGGCUAUUCAUCUUCAGAACAUGUGAGUCGUAUUAUUUUGUAGCCACACCUCCUACUAUGGAACCUGUAUUCUUCAACAUAUAAACAGAAACUAAAUUGUGUCUGGUUUCUCAAAGGUUAUUAGGACAAUAUUUCUAUAAAAUUGCUAAUUGAAAAUCAUUUUCUCUUUUUGAUUACCUAUAUUUCAAAAUCACCUUUUUUGUGAUAUGUUUAUAAUAUUAUUUUCUAAGAUUUUUAACUUAUUACUUGUUUUCCAUAGUACAUUUUUCUGUUCAAGAAUGAAUUCUUGUAAUCGUUUUUUCUGACUCCAUACGUGACAGAUAUGACUCUUUCAAGGUUUAGAUUUGUUUUUCUCUUCAUUUAUGAAUAUACGAUCCCUGGAAAUUUGUAAUUGGUUUGAGAUAUAUCCUAUACCACUCUUUUAUUGGUUGAUAAAAUAAAAUAAAUUUAAUUUUGUUUUGCAUUUGAACUUGAUAAGGCUAUUUUCUGUUCCUAUCUUUAUUUUUGAAAAUACAAGUAUGUUAAGGAAAUACAUAUGAUAUUUUAAGAAAAUUUAGUAAUUUUAUGUCAUCUGUGAUUUACGUUAAGUAUGACUCAUGUCAUUUCUUAUGUAUAUAGUGUUUUCCAUUCAAAAAUCGAUUUAUUAUUUUGUUAUACUCCUUGUUACCAUUUGUCAUAUGUUUCUUUUGUCAUUUAUCAGUCGUCUUCUACCUCCUCACCGGAAUGUGAGUACAUAGGGCAAGAGACUUCUAUGAUUUUGUAGAAUAUUUUAAUUUCAUUUCUUAAAUUAUUGUUUUCUGUUUCAGAUUCCUUCAAUAUCUGUAACAGAAUCUUUUCAUUUCAUAGUGUUAAUAUUUUCUUAAUAUUAAUGUCAUUUUUGUACUAUCAGAACUAUUGAAGGUGUUUAAGUGUUGAACAAUUUACCAUAAUUAGGAAUUUGUGGUUACAUUAAAUAUCAAAUAUUCUUGAAUUAUUUUUAUGCAACAGCUACACACAGAAUAUUGUUUGAUUACCACACACAAAAAGGCUUCAUUAAGGCAUUGGUUUUGGCCACAACAAAAGACACACUCUUCCAACACUAAUGUCUCAGAAAAUGGUCUGUAACAGAUUGUCUGUACCAAAUGAGCGGUGAAUUAUGUGAUUACACACUUAUAAGUAAUGAGUUUUUGUAUUUUGAUUUAAAAUUGCUAGCCAAAGCCUA
Messenger RNA from Schistocerca gregaria, 4447 nucleotides. Its product is annotated as leucine-zipper-like transcriptional regulator 1. NCBI's taxonomy places the organism in Eukaryota, Metazoa, Arthropoda, Insecta, Orthoptera, Acrididae. The coding region runs from base 52 to 1224 and encodes 390 amino acids. Gene Ontology annotation, biological process: proteasome-mediated ubiquitin-dependent protein catabolic process; regulation of proteolysis. Gene Ontology annotation, cellular component: cytoplasm; nucleus. Gene Ontology annotation, molecular function: ubiquitin protein ligase binding. The transcript is spliced from 5 exons. The record is from RefSeq and is a predicted model, not a curated record.